AUUGAGUGAAUCACAUGUUUGUGUUGUUAUUGUUGUUGUGUUUGACGUUUCACUCAAUGAUGGACUCAAUGUGCGAAUCGAUGUGUGAUUUUUGUGUGUCCAAGAAGUGGAGGUAUCGCUGUUCCCGAUGUCAUCGCCGGUACUGUUCGUCCGAUUGCUUCCGAAGCGCACAACACAUGCAGUGCUCCGAAGAGUUCUUCAGACAGUGUGUCACUCAAGAGCUUAUGAGUCGACGAUUCGAUGAUUCAUCGAAACGCCGAUUAUUGGAAAUACUUCAACGAAAUGGCAGCCAAUUGACGGACGACUUGAUCUCUGGUGAGGAUAACACCGAAGACAUUGUGGAAGAGGGCGAUGAUAGUGAAGACACUUUUGAAGCACGGUUUAAACACUUGGAUAUUAAUGACUCGCACUGUCUGUGGAACCAAUUGAGUGAUAGUGAGAAACAAGAGUUUAAUGAACUCCUAAAGAGUGGCAAAAUCGGCGAUAUAGUGGAUGUCUGGAAACCGUGGUGGGAGUCAGCCAGCAAUGACUCAACUAAACCAUUGGUCACGCCUUUAGACGAGCCAACAGUGGCUCAGACAUCAGAUAAUGUGCCAAAUAUUCCUCAAUUGGUCUCAAAUAUCACUAAAUUAGAAGAACUCAUUUCUAAACCGGUGUCACCGACAGUGUGUCCGGCGGUCGUCAACACACUCUUCAGCUAUUGCUAUAUCUGUCGCGUAUUUAAUGGCGAAUAUGAUAGCAUUGAAUCCAUUGAUGUGUUUGUCAGCAAAUGUCCGCAACUUUGCAAACGUAUUAAUUGCCAAGAUUUGAGUCAAUCGUUGCAAAUGUGUGUCCAGGAAGUGAUGACAGAACAGCCCUCGCAGAUGGCUAUCCAACUGCUCUAUGAUCUCAAAUGUCUCAUCGAUGGACCGAAACUGAAGACUCAGUGCUCGGAAAGUCCUGAAUAUGUUUUGAGAGCAUUGAAUGAUUUGAUAUGUAUUAUAAACAAAGUGAAGACUAAAUGUUCAAAAUCUAAGCGAAAGGACAUUGAAUUGUUGGCCAAAAAGUUGCAAUUCUAUAUGAGUUGGUCUGUGGCUAAUGGCUUGUCUUUGGUUGAGACCACCGUUCAAAUCAAUCUAAUGAUUGAUACAAUGCUUUUAAUGGAAAAUUCAAAUCAAUUGCAAGAGAAUAGUGAAGAUUUAAGAACCAAAUUACGACCGAAAACAUUGAUAACAGAAAUUGAUUGAAAAAACCCAAAACUUGUAUAGAAUUGAUUGUGAAGUACUUUUCGGAAAGUACUGACAAAUUAAUUAUUGAAUAUAAAUUACCUGUAAUUGAAAGCAUUUUUAUGUGUUUUCUUAAUGCCAUCCAUAUUGGAGGUCAACCCCUCGACUACGGUAAUAAACAUUGCGAGUGCUAUGAUAGCAAUGAUUUCGUAACUUUUAAAUGUAUUUCCAAUUUGUUUAUAACUUUGCAAACAAAAUCUCUUAUCUUAGCAAAUUAUGAAUUUGUGUUCAGCCGUAAAG
This is a messenger RNA of Oppiella nova, 1505 nucleotides long. The record is from the annotation of a GenBank genome assembly. Lineage: Eukaryota; Metazoa; Arthropoda; Arachnida; Sarcoptiformes; Oppiidae.